Rangifer tarandus platyrhynchus (Svalbard reindeer) is the source of this 390-nucleotide messenger RNA. The record is from the annotation of a GenBank genome assembly. Lineage: Eukaryota; Metazoa; Chordata; Mammalia; Artiodactyla; Cervidae.
AUGAAGGUGAGGCUGAACUCUUUGUGUUGGGGAAUCCUGCCUUGUGUCCAGGGAAGGAAUCCCAUCCUGGACUCCCACUCCCCACUCUUUGAACAGGGAUCACCCUCCCUUCUUCAUCCCCUCACUCCCCAAGGACAGGAAACUCCCUCCCUCUGGGCCAGCCUUCUGCCUGGGAGAAUUCCUCAUCUGAGGAAUUUUCAAGGGGCCAUAUCCCUUUCACAAGCGGAAGCAAAGGGGCAACUGAGGCUUGUGUGCAGGGACCAGCAGGGACGUGAGGCCCUGGUUCCAUCUGUCUCCAUUUCCAUGAUCCAUCCCUGUCAUGGCUACACUUUGGUCAUGGAGCCAUUAAGUUCCUUUUCCCCUCUAAACCGAUUUAAGUUGGGCUUCUGA